CCAGUCUCUCCACCUUACUCUCUUACACUCGGUACAUCCUCUCGUUCGGCUGGAACAGAUCAUAGACAGCAGCCAUGCGCCUUGCGCGCCCACUCUUUCUCGCCAGUGUCGCCCUCUCCUCCCUCGCGACUCCCGCCCAGCAUGUGUUCGAAUCGAAAGAACCAUCAAAACUACCUCAUGCCAUUAUGGACGUCCUGAACAACGAUACUGACUACGAACUACUCAUCGGUUUGCUCCAACGAGCCAAGUUAAUCCCCACCCUUAACAAGCUCAAUGGCAGCGCCUUCUUUGCCCCAACCAAUGAUGCCAUCAAGCGCCAUUUCUCGUCCAGCGAUCUCUGGAGUGAGAUUUGGUAUGGCGGUGUCGAUGACCUCGCCGAUAAUAUCCAGGAGAAGCUUAGACAACAGCUCUUCUAUCACCUCGUCAACUACACUAUCACCGAUGUACCCCAGGAUCGCGUCCUAGAGUUGGAGACACUCCAUUAUCCCAAAGUCGGCGUUGAUCCUCCCUCUAGAGAUCCCCCGCCGUAUCCUCCGUGGAUGCCCAUAAAGAAGAGCACGCUUGGUGACAAACCACAACGACUGCGUUUCGCGUCGAGAGAGGAGCAAUUAUGGGUGGGCGCAGAUGUGGCUGGUAAUGGAGGUAUUCAGUUGGUGGCAGAUAGGGCUGAGACGGAAGCCGGUGAUGUAUUCAAGGUAGACGGUAUGCUGGAUACUCCGCUCGACAUCAGUCGUGUCAUCGCCGACCAGCCUUCGCUCUCGUAUUUCAACAAGAUCCGAACUUCUCAGAUAGGUCAAGCUCUGAACGGCACCUCUGGUAUGACACUAUUCAUGCCCGUGGACUCUGCCUGGCAAAGCUUGCCCGAGCUUGAGCGACUCUAUCUCGAAAGCGAGUUUGCUGAAGACGACCUUACGCGCAUUCUCAACAUGCAUGCUGUUGUAAAGGAGGGUGUACACUGGUCUGACUCCUUUGAGAAAGGUCUUAAUCUGACUACUGCUCAUGGCUCGACGCUCGAGAUCACAUCGUCUUCAGGUCACGUUCAGGUCUCGAACUCCAGUCUUGUCCAAGGUGACAUCUAUGCAAGCAACGGGGUUCUGCAUCUAGUCGACUCAUUACUAGUUCCACCCGGCGCGUUCCAAUUGACUCCUGAGAAGUACUUGCUGGCGCUGAACUGCACCUCGUUCAUCUCACUUGUCCACGGCAGCAACCUCACGCACCUGAUCAAUGACACCGCCGCUGAAUACACGAUAUUGGCGCCACGAGACGACGUGAUUAAACUCUUCUCGGACGGAGACCUUCCAAAGCCCGGCACAGAAGAACUUAAGAAACUGCUGGAAUAUCAUUUCAUUCCGGGAAAGUAUACGCCAAAGAAACUUAAUGAUGGCAUGUUGUUAGAAACAGCCCUGAAGGAGAAGGGUUUGGAUUAUGCGAGUCAAGUCUUGCAAGUGGAGACUGACCCGGAUGUUCUCGAGGGUGUUGAUCCCCAACACGUCAGAUUUGGAGGCGCUUCCACGAUAGGAGAACAUGUCGAGUUUGGCAAUUCGUUGGUAUACUUCAUGUCACGUCCACUUGAGCUACCUUCGGAUCCUCUUCAAACCGCUUUGCCUUCUCUGGACCUUUCUUCCUUUCUCGCGGCUAUCUUCUCGACAUCCCUAGCUGAUGCGAUCAAGACCCAGCCUCGGACGACCUUCUUGAUCCCUCACAACAACGCUUUCAAGCGGCUAGGAAUGCUUGUCAGUGACCAUCUCCUCGCCGCCUCGUCAAAGUCAGAUCUGGAAAACGUUAUUUUACACCAUAUCCUGGAUAGUGUCCGGUACACUUCGAACCUUUUCGACGGCUCUCAACGGACGUACGCUACACUGCAAGGCUCAGAUGUGCAGUUGGACCGACAAGACAAUGAGACCAUCCUUUUGACUGCAAGCGGAGGCUGGGCUGGCAUGCGCAGUGCUCUGCGACCCCGGAAUACUUUGACCUCGACUGGUGUCAUCCACGAGGUUUCAGAUAUCAUGAUUCCGCGAUCAGUAAAUCUUAAUGUGGCCAAGUUGAUGAAGGCCGCGAAAGGCACCACGAUGGUCAGUAUGCUGUCGAAAGCUGGGUUUGACUGGAUCUUGAACGGCACUGCUCCUCCUGAAGGCUCAAAGUGGGCUGAAGCGGGGCUAGGUGGAGGAGGGUGGACCGUUCUAUGUCCAACGGAUGACGCUUUCAAGAAGACGAACAUCACGCAAUUGUUAGGGGACACCGAAGCAUUGGAAAGGAUUGUCGGCCAGCAUUUGGUCCCCUACACGCCGUCUUCCGGCUCGUCAGACACCUUCGGGCCGUUUGAAGAUACGCUCAACAACAACCGACCUUUGCCCAUGGAGCAGCUUGGAACGUACUCGACGCUUCUCUCCCCGUCUUCAGCGUAUGGAGACGUUGCGUUCCGGGAACUGGAUAUGAAGUCUCCUACUGGGUAUAUGGUCGGCAUUAAGAAUGCGCGUGGCACUGAUGGCAAGGCUGAUUGGGCUCGCGUGAUGUCGUGGGGCCGAGCUACGACUGGUGGAGGGAAGGGCGGAGUCAUCCAGAUCGAUCGUUUGCUCUACCCGUACCAGCCUCCUUGGUGGAUUGAAUAUGGCGCACCAUCGAUUGUGGGUGCGAUCGGUAGCAGCGAAGCGCCGGUCGCUGAAGAGACCAAGAUAUCCGCCCUUGACAAUGUCAAGGCGUUCAUCGCAGGAGGCUUUGGAGGGGCCUCGGCUGUUCUCGUGGGCCACCCCUUUGACUUGACGAAGACCCGUCUGCAGACAGCUGCGCCGGGCACGUACACUGGCGCCGUGGACGUCGUGAAGAAAACCCUCGCUCGGGAUGGCGUAUCGGGAUUAUACCGUGGCAUGGUGCCUCCCCUCCUGGGCGUUACCCCCAUCUUCGCCAUAUCAUUCUGGGCAUAUGACGCGUCAAAACAACUGAUAUUUGCGUUCACGCCAAACCGGAAAACCGAAGCGCUCUCCACCGCCGAGCUCGCUACCGCUGGCUUCCUAUCCGCUGUCCCGACGACACUGGUGACUGCGCCGGUGGAGCGGGCCAAGGUCCUCCUUCAGGUGCAGGGACAGGGAGGCUCUGGGCCGCAGUACAAAGGUGUUUUCGACGUCAUGAGGCAUCUCUACAAGGAGGGGGGCAUGCGGAGUAUAUUCCGGGGGACUGGCGCGACCCUUGCUCGAGACGGCCCUGGUAGUGCUGCAUACUUUGCUGCGUAUGAAGUCACCAAGAAGGCGCUGAUACCUGCGGGCGCCUCAUCCUCUGAUCUGAACUUGAGCGCAAUCAUCCUUGCUGGAGGGACUGCGGGUGUGGCCAUGUGGUCACUGGCUAUUCCUCCUGAUGUACUGAAAUCGCGACUUCAAUCCGCACCUUCUGGAACGUACUCUGGCUUGAUGGACUGCGCACGGAAGACGAUUGCACAGGAUGGUGUUACCGCACUAUGGAAAGGCUUCGGACCCGCUAUGGCCAGGGCCUUCCCUGCCAAUGCGGCUACAUUCCUUGGUGUGGAAGCCUCUCGGAAAUUCAUGGAUAAGUUUUUUUGAAGUAUAAUGUGACUUCACUAUACACGAUACUGCUGGGCAACUACCUAGAAUUGCAAUGCUUCUAUAUUGGAAUACAAUCGCUGGUGGCUUUAGACAUAGCCAUCGAUAUCUGUGCGCAAAUCCAAACACCUCGAUAUACUGUAAAUGACCUGUGGUAAAGGAUAGCUUGCGACUAGUACAUCGAGCGAAAAGGUGCAACCCUAUUGUUAAUUUCGCACAUCGCCAAACCCAUUCUGUGCAGGAAAUCAGCAAGUACAGUAUUGCUAUUUUACUCACUGCAACUUACAAUUAUC
This is a messenger RNA of Coniophora puteana RWD-64-598 SS2, 3844 nucleotides long. Its product is annotated as carnitine acyl carnitine carrier. Gene Ontology annotation, molecular function: O-acyl-L-carnitine transmembrane transporter activity. Gene Ontology annotation, biological process: mitochondrial transport; carnitine transmembrane transport. Gene Ontology annotation, cellular component: mitochondrial envelope. Bases 75 to 3551 code for a protein of 1158 amino acids. NCBI's taxonomy places the organism in Eukaryota, Fungi, Basidiomycota, Agaricomycetes, Boletales, Coniophoraceae. The transcript has 12 exons. The record is from RefSeq and is a predicted model, not a curated record.